UUGAGUGGAUGAUUUUAGCGACCAUCAUUGCUAACUGCAUUGUUUUAGCACUUGAGCAGCAUUUACCUGACGACGACAAAACACCGCUCUCAGAACGUCUGGACGACACCGAGCCGUACUUCAUAGCCAUUUUCUGCUUCGAGUCCGGCAUUAAGAUCCUGGCUCUGGGUUUUGCCUUCCAUAAAGACUCGUACCUGCGCAACGGCUGGAAUGUCAUGGACUUCGUAGUGGUGCUGACUGGUAUUUUAUCUACUGUUGGUUCCGAGUUUGAUUUGCGGACACUGCGUGCGGUCAGAGUGCUGCGACCUCUCAAGCUUGUCUCAGGAAUUCCAAGCCUGCAGGUGGUGCUGAAGUCCAUAAUGAAGGCAAUGAUCCCCCUGCUGCAGAUCGGUGUUCUCCUGUUUGUCGCGAUCCUCAUGUUCGCCAUCAUCGGCCUCGAGUUCUAUUCGGGAAAAUUUCACAAAGCAUGUUAUGACAACGUCACAGGAGAGAUUCUGGACGAUCAGCUGUGUGGUGAUGAGUUACCUGCGCGUGUGUGUCCUUCUGGAUCUGUGUGCAAUGACACAUUGCUCGGACCGAAUUAUGGAAUAACGCAGUUUGAUAACAUUUUCUUCGCCGUCCUCACUGUGUUCCAGUGCAUCACCAUGGAGGGCUGGACAGACAUGCUUUACUAUAGUAACGAUGCUUUAGGAAGCACAUGGAACUGGAUGUACUACGUCCCGCUCAUCAUCAUCGGCUCUUUCUUUAUGCUCAACUUGGUGUUGGGUGUGUUGUCUGGUGAGUUUGCUAAAGAGAGGGAACGAGUUGAGAACCGCAGAGAGUUUCUGAAGUUGCGGAGACAGCAACAAAUUGAACGAGAACUGAAUGGAUAUCUGGAGUGGAUCUGCAAAGCAGAGGAAGUAAUUAUGGCUGAAGAUGACACUAAAGGAGACCGAUCUCGCCGAAGACCCACUAUAAAAAAGAGUAAAACUGACCUGCUGAACCUGGAGGGAGGACAGGAUCACAUGGGGGACGCAGUGGGUUUGAAAGCUGAGGGCUCCAGUUUUAGUAAGAAAGAGCGCCGUUUCCGCAUCCUCAUACGUAAGAUGGUAAAAACUCAGGCGUUUUAUUGGACCGUCCUCAGCCUUGUUGGUCUCAACACACUCUGCGUCGCAGUCGUCCACUACGACCAAUCCGAACUGCUGUCUGACUUUCUAUUCUAUGCAGAGUUUAUCUUUCUGGGCCUCUUCAUGUUUGAGAUGCUAAUAAAGAUGUACGGAUUGGGGACGAGGCCAUACUUCCACUCCUCCUUCAACUGUUUUGACUGUGCGGUGAUUGUUGGCAGUAUAUUUGAGGUGGUCUGGGCAGUGAUAAAACCUGGCACUUCAUUUGGGAUCAGUGUCCUGCGAGCUCUGAGACUGCUGCGGAUAUUCAAAGUUACAAAGUACUGGGCUUCUCUCCGUAAUCUGGUUGUGUCGCUCUUGAAUUCAAUGAAGUCCAUCAUCAGCCUUCUUUUCCUUCUCUUCCUGUUCAUCGUGGUGUUUGCCCUUCUGGGGAUGCAGCUGUUUGGGGGACAGUUUAACUUUGAAAUGGGAACCCCUCCUACAAACUUUGAUACCUUUCCGGCAGCAAUCAUGACUGUGUUUCAGAUCCUGACAGGUGAGGACUGGAAUGUCGUUAUGUACUAUGGGAUAGAGUCUCAGGGAGGUGUUCACAAGGGAAUGAUCUCCUCUGUGUUCUUCAUCGUUCUCACGCUUUUUGGAAACUACACUCUGCUGAAUGUGUUCUUGGCCAUUGCUGUGGAUAAUUUGGCUAAUGCUCAGGAACUUACAAAGGAUGAGCAGGAAGAAGAGGAAGCCACCACACAGAAAAUUGCUCUCCAGAAAGCUAAAGAAGUCGCUGAGGUCAGCCCACUCUCUGCCGCGAACCUCUCCAUUGCUGCUAAGGAACAGCAGAAGAACUCAAAGCCGGCUAAGUCAGUGUGGGAGCAGCGCACCAGUGAGAUUCGCCGUCAGAACCUGAUGACCAGCCGAGAGGCACUCUACAAUGAGCUGGAUUCUGAAGACCACUGGAAGACAAACUUCCGUAAUCACCCUGACAUGAAGACACACUUAGAUCGCCCCCUGGUGGUGAAUCCUCAGGAGAACCGCAACAACAACACCAAUAAACCCAGACCUGAAGAACCAGCACAGCAUGGCCACAGCAUCUCCCCCCCACCCAGUUAUCAGCCCCGCUCACGCCACAGGCACUGCUCACACAACCAGGAGGACAAGGAUAGGAAGCACAGGAGACAUCACCACGGUAACCACAGAGACAAGGAAAGACGGAGGGAACGAAGUUGCAGCCAUCUCUCAAGGAAUCAGUGCAGUGAAGACCUGGAUAACGUCAGGAACAACAGCAUGCUGAUCCUUCAUGACCCAGAGCUCCACCUUCAUCAUUCAUACAAUCCAUAUGACCUAUAUGACCCCUGCUAUGACCCUGAGCUGACCAAUAAUGUGCUGAAUCUGAGGGGGCGGAGCUUACCAGAGAGUGUCCUCAUCCUCACUGACCCGAUGAAGAGCUCUAGCAAAGAGUUUAUAGCCAUCGACAUGCAGCCUCUCUACCCAUCACUCACAGGCCAGCUCCAGGUAAAUAAGAAUGCAAACACUGAAGCAAGUAAAGAUGGAGAGAAGAAAGCUGAGGAGGAUGAUGACGGUGGAGGUGACGAAGAUGGUCCCAAACCCAUUCCUCCAUUUAGCUCCUGCUUUAUCAUGUCUCCGACCAACCCGUUCCGUAAAUGCUGCCACUACAUUAUGACUUUGCGUUACUUUGAGAUGUGUAUUCUGUCUGUAAUCGCUAUGAGCAGCAUCGCUCUCGCAGCAGAGGAUCCCGUCCGGCCCGACUCACCUCAGAACAACGUUCUUCGUUACUUUGAUUACGUCUUCACAGGUGUCUUCACUUUUGAGAUGCUGAUUAAGAUGGUGGUGCUGGGUCUCGUCCUUCAUGAAGGAGCUUAUUUUCGUGAUCUGUGGAACUUUCUGGACUUCAUUGUGGUCAGUGGUGCUCUGGUUGCAUUCGCCUUCUCGGGAAGCAGUAAAGGCAAAGACAUCAGCAUCAUUAAAUCCCUACGAGUGUUACGAGUCCUGCGACCACUCAAGACCAUCAAACGUCUCCCUAAGCUGAAGGCCGUGUUUGAUUGUGUGGUGAAUUCUCUGAAGAAUGUUUUGAAUAUCCUCAUCGUCUACAUGCUCUUCAUGUUUAUCUUUGCUGUUGUGGCUGUGCAGCUUUUUAAAGGCAGAUUUUUUUGCUGCACAGACGAAUCCAAAGAGUUUGAUCGUGACUGCCGUGGAGAGUAUUUGGUGUAUGAAAGUGAGAAUGAGGUAAAGGCUCAGAAACGGGAGUGGAAGAAGUACGACUUUCACUAUGACAAUGUGCUGUGGGCUCUACUCACACUCUUCACUGUGUCCACUGGAGAGGGCUGGCCUGAUGUGCUGAAGCACUCUGUGGACUCCACCUUUGAGAAUCAGGGUCCAAGUCCUGGUUACAGGAUGGAGAUGUCGAUAUUCUACGUCGUCUACUUUGUUGUGUUUCCAUUCUUUUUUGUGAACAUCUUUGUUGCUCUCAUCAUCAUCACCUUCCAGGAACAAGGGGACAAAAUGAUGGAGGACUACAGCCUGGAGAAGAAUGAGAGAGCGUGUAUUGACUUUGCGAUUAACGCGAAGCCACUCACGCGUCACAUGCCCGAGAACAAGCUGAGCUUCCAGUACAGGAUGUGGCAGUUUGUGGUGUCACCUCCGUUUGAGUACAGCAUCAUGAGCCUGAUUGCCCUCAACACCAUUGUUUUAAUGAUGAAGUAUCAUGAAGCUAAAGAAACAUAUGAUAAAGUUUUGAAAUACCUGAACAUCGUUUUCACCACCCUGUUCUUCAUGGAGUGCAUCCUGAAAAUGAUUGCAUUUGGGAUUCGGAAUUAUUUCCGAGAUGCGUGGAACAUUUUCGAUUUCGUGUCCAUUUUAGGCAGCAUCACAGACAUCUUAGUGACGGAGCUGGGGAAUAACAUAAUCAAUGUGAGGUUCCUUCGUCUGUUUCGUGCCGCUCGUCUCAUUAAGUUGUUGCGACAGGGAGAGACAAUUCGCAUCCUUCUUUGGACCUUUGUCCAGUCCUUUAAGGCUCUGCCGUAUGUCUGCCUGCUUAUUGCCAUCCUGUUCUUCAUUUAUGCCAUCAUCGGAAUGCAGCUUUUUGGAAAUUUGGCUCUGGGUAAAGAAGAUGGUGCGAUAAAUGACCACAACAACUUCAGAACAUUCUUCAUGGCCCUGAUGCUGCUGUUCAGGAGUGCAACAGGCGAGGCGUGGCAUGAGAUUAUGUUGUCCUGUUUGGGUGGGAUGCCAUGUGAUCCUGCUUCUGGAAACCAGACGGACGAGUGUGGCAGCAACUUCGCCUACGUUUACUUUGUCUCUUUUAUCUUCCUCUGUUCAUUCCUGAUGCUGAAUCUGUUUGUAGCGGUAAUCAUGGAUAAUUUUGAAUAUUUGACUCGUGACUCGUCGAUUCUUGGCCCUCACCACCUGGAUGAAUACGUGAGAAUCUGGGCAGAGUAUGACCCAGCGGCAUGUGGACGUAUUCAUUAUAAGGAUAUGUACAGUUUAUUGCGAGUUAUCGACCCCCCACUCGGAUUAGGAAAGAAAUGUCCUCAUAGGGUCGCCUGCAAGAGACUGUUGCGUAUGGAUUUGCCUGUUGCUGAUGACAACACGGUACAUUUCAACUCCACACUGAUGGCAUUAAUUCGUACAGCACUUGAUAUCAAGAUCGCUAAAGGGGGAGCUGAUAAACACCAGAUGGAUGCAGAAUUGCGAAAGGAGAUGAUAGCAAUUUGGCCAAAUCUGUCUCAGAAGCAGCUGGACCUGCUGGUCACGCCACAUAAGUCAGCUACAGACCUGACGGUGGGGAAGAUAUAUGCUGCCAUGAUGAUUAUGGAGUAUUACAGACAGAGUAAAGCCAAGAAACUGCAGGCGCUCCGAGAAGAACAGAACCGAACCCCCUUAAUGUUUCAGCGCAUGGAGGCAAACACUGAUCAGGACAAAAGUCAUGAGGUCAACGAGGUUAAUGGAGGUCAUGGGGUUAAGGAGGCCCCACAGGAAAACCAUGACAGUCAUCCUGUUGAAUCCUGGGUAACUGCUCGGUCUCAGAUCUUCCAGAAAUCUGUUGAUGAGAACUGGAGCACAGACUCACCGUACCAUCAGCAGGACAACCGACAGAAUGCACAGACAGUAGAAAUGAGAAUGAUGCCUGUUCACUCCGACACUGACACAUCACUACCACUGGAAGGGAGGACUGUCUCCAUGCCCCGCCUCCCACUACAUCACCAAACCAUUCCUGAUGACAGUCCAUUGAGGCGCUCUACAUGCUCCUUGGUUCAUGGGCGUUCAGGUCGAGGCAUGCGAUUGGAUGAUUACUCUUUGGAGAGGGUAGAGUCAGAGGAAGGGCCUAGACAUGGCAGGCGGAGAAGAGAAAGAGAACGAGAGAGGGAUCGAAAUCACCGCACUUCCGAGAGAUCAUUGACUCGCUACACAGAUGCUGAUACAGGUCUGGGUACUGAUCUCAGCACCACCACACAGUCAGGUGAACUUCCUCCUAAGGAGCGGGAGCGAGAGAGAGGAAGAGCCAAAGACAGACGGCAUCACCACCACCACCACCAUCAUCAUCAUCAUCAUCACCACAGCUCAGUGGAGAAAGAGCGUUAUGAGAGAGAGCGAGAGUACCAUCAUCAUCCUCACAGUAGACACGACACACACUGGUCACGUUCCCCCAGUGAAGGCAGAGAUGGCAGGGGACGAAGACAGGGAAGCAGUUCUGUGAGCGUCAGUCCAGUUCCCUCAACGUCAGGAACCAGUACGCCACGCCGCACUCGACGUCAGCUUCCCCCGACUCCACCCACACCUCGUCCGCAUGUUACAUACUCACCUGCCCCCCGGAAACCCCUCCCACCGCCCACUCCUCGCCGUGAACCUCCAACUGUUGGACCACCUUCUCGCCGGCCCUCCCCCCGCCGUGCCCCAUUUUAUGACCGUCGUUUUGAAUACGAGCCACCGAACUAUGAGCAAAGUGUGAUGCAAGGACACUCCCAUACGCCCCGUCAUGGCGCCACCCACCACAGUCCUUCUCACCGUAGUCCUGCCUCUCAUCACCGACGUGUGCCCAAUGGCUACCGUUCCUCCUCCUCUCCAUCUCCACACCGCCGAGGCCCAGCCCACCACGGCAUGCAACGUGCUCCACAGCCCCGCCCACCUCGAAAGAGUCUCCAUGAACCGUACAGUGAGACAGACGAGGAUGACUGGUGCUAAAACCCUGCUCUUAAUACACACUACAAUCAGAGAGAGACGGAAAAGAUGCGUGUAACUACACACACAAACACACACGGAUGGUCCAGUGUAGUGUAUAUGUGUGUGCAUGUGUGUGUGUGUUUGUGCAUUUGUGUGUAAAUGUGUGUAAGACUUUAGGAAUUUAAGCAACACAGCAAAAUGCAAAGUGAGUGGUCUUGCUACCUGCUCUCUCUCUCUCUUUCUCUCUCUCUCUCUCUCUCUCUCUCUCUCUCUUUUGCAUCGCUCUCUGACUUCUGGACUGCAUUACCCAGAAGGCUGUGUUUUGGAGGCAGGGUGGGAGGGGCUGGGGUGUGACCGGGGGUAUAAUAAGCAUGGUUGUCUCCAGUGUGACUCCUCUCAAACUAACAAGGAUAAAAAACAAGCUGGAGAAAAAAAGAACUAAAGAAAGAAAGAAAGAAAGAAGAAAACCAGAGAAGAAAACUAAACAAUAAACAGCAUGCUCUUACCGAGAGCUCUUCCUACUGCAAAACUAGCCAAUGGCGUCGCAGCCCGCUACUGAUGAGUUUUAUCAUCUAUGUUUACUCGACAUGCUGAGUGACCUCAUAAUUUAGAGCUUGGGUACCCGGUGAGGGGCGGGGCACUGACGAGGACACAGCCAUGCCCUCAACGCACCUUUCACGAGCACGUAAAUAAAAGUGCAGCGCAGUGGACGAGAGACUAAUCUUCAUCUUCAGUCUUUAAUUAAUAAAUUAAAUUCUUCUUCUUUGUGGACGUUUGAGGAGCACGUGCUGUUCUGUUGCUUUAUUUCCUCCUUUUGGACUUAGAGGACCUGAAGGAAACCUGCAUGAUUGAUAAAAAAAACAACAACAACAGUUGAACUGACGCAGAGGGGCCAUGGAUCUUUCUUUCAUUUUAAUUAGAAGAAAUUCUCUCAUUUUCUCUGAUCCUGCUGAUUUGGUGCUCAGGAGGAGGAGCUUCACCACAGCGGGACAUUGUCUCUCUUGUGCUUCUUUUCUGUCAAUAAUAAUAAUAAGAAGAAAAAUAAAUAAAAUGACUAAUAAGUUUAUGGGAUAAAUAAUGAUCAUGUGACAGCAGUGGUCAUGGGACCUUUGUUUAUUGUUUUGUUUGUUUGUUUGUUCCUUUACGCUCUGUCUUACUGAACCUGAGGGCCCCAGCUGCAGGGGACAGGACGCAGGGACACAUCCCAUGACCCCUCCUGUAAGGGGAUGUGGGGAGGGUGGGGCUCUUACUGCUCACUACUAAGUGCACUCCAGACUGUAGUGGGCUUCGUGCCCUCAGAUCUUUUCUACUGCAGGAGUUUUAACUGUUUCAGCAUUUUUCAGCUGAACACACACGCUGAAGUUCAGGGCUCAUCUGUGUGUCACUGUGUGCGUAUGAGUGUGUGUGUGUGUGUGUGUAAGAGAGAGAGACAGAGAUAGAGGCAUGACUGUGGUUAUUGAGUACGUGGUAACGUCUCCAUGGCAACUCCGUAAACUGCCACUGACCACCAGAGGGUGUCACCUCACCACACACAAAAUCUAAAACAUGCAUACAAAUACACUUGCACGUGCACAAAGACACGCUGUGGUACACACACACACCCACCCACACACACACACAACAACGCUGCAUGCUGUAGAUACACACAACAUUAUAGUCACUGCCACUACAUUAAACACACACACACACACACACACACACACAGACUUAGUUUGAGCUUAUUUUGUUCACUACACAGUAAUGUUGUGUAUCUAUGCAGUGAGACGGUUCUCCAUUUGAGAUAGACAUAUGUGUGUAUGUGUGUUUGCUUGUGUGUGUCUGUGUGUAUGUGAGUACCAGUCAAAAUUUUGGAUUUAUUUUCUACACUUUAGAACAAAUCUUGGAUUUUUUUUCAAAACAUGUUAAAUAUCACACAUAGCAUUCAGUAAUUCAGCAACAACAAACAGUUUUACUUAAUACAUCUUAAUCAGCUCAGAGACGUUCAUUUAGAGUCACCAGCCUCAGAAAUCACCAAUGAACAAACAGCAGCUCAGAUUAGAGCCGUUAUGAAGCUUUACAGAGCAGAAGGAGCAGAUAAACAUCUCAAUAUCAACUGUUCAGAGGAGAUUAUUGUGUGUUUGGGAUAAUAAACAUCUUCAGUAUUGUUUUACAGUGUAGAGAGAAAUAAACAUCAGGGACGACCAUGGAGUUAGAGAGGGGUGUACAAACUUUUGACUGGUAGCUGUUAGUAUGUGUAAAUACAUGUGUGUGUGUGUGUGUGUGUGUAGAGGUGGUGUUUUCCCCUAAUGUAUUAUUUUGCUCCAUAUUUGAGGUAAUGAUGACUGGAGCCUAAAUUAACUUGGACUAAUAAAUCUACUUUAUCACAGAAUUUAAAUCUAUUUUAAAAAAUGUCAUUUAUUCAAUUUUAGAUUAGUUUAGGUUGCAGAAAUAAUUUUAUUUACUCAUAAUUUUUCUUUUUUAAAAGUCGAAGUAAAUCAAACGAGUCUUCGUACAGCAGGACUUACAGCUGGACAUCUAAAAUGCAGUAGGGAUUGGAGACUACCGUCAGGAUUAAACUACAGUCAGGAUUAAACUACCGUCAGAAUUAAACAGUCCAGCUAGAUAUGAGACAUAAAAUCAGGAAUGAACAAAACAAGCGGAAUUAAAAACUAAGGUCAGCAUUAAACAGUGAUCAGGAUUAUGUGUGAUGUUCAAGAUUAAAUGUGAAGGUUGGGAUUAAGCACCACACUUGGAAUUAAGUGCGACAGUCAGGAUUAAGUCCUAUUUUCACAUCGACAUAACCUAAAAACAGAAUAAAUCUCUUUUGAUGAUAUCAUCAGUGUGAUUACAUCAUGGAUUACAGUAAAGAACAACUACACUGCUUCUGCACUUUGUGUGCGUGCGCAUAUGUGCUGUCUGUCAUUCUGUCUGUCUGUCUGUCUGUCUGUCUGUCUUUGUUUUUGUGUGUGUAAUGAAUAAGGGCUCUUUGUGCUGCCAAACUCAACUCAUCAGGACUUGUGUGUGUGGUGUGUGUGUGUGUGUGUGUGUGUGUGUGUGUGUGAGAGAGAGAGGGAGUGAAAGAGGUACACAUUAAUCAUGCUAUGUCAAACACACACACACAUUGUGCACCUCGCUGUGCAAAGUAAAAUAAAUAACAUACAUGGCUUCAUCCUCCUCUGGUGAUGCCCAAAGCCCCUCCAAUACUGAUUACCAUUAGCCAAUCACAUCACAGUCCCCCUGCCCAUCAUAAAGGAAGUGUAACAGGCCUGAUCGCCAUGGCGACGAGGUGUGUAAUGCCCUGCAUGUGCAACGUGCAUGCGGAUUAAACAUUAAAGAGAAUAAAGA
Molecule: messenger RNA, 9596 nt
Organism: Clarias gariepinus (North African catfish)
Lineage: Eukaryota; Metazoa; Chordata; Actinopteri; Siluriformes; Clariidae
Gene: cacna1ab
Product: calcium channel, voltage-dependent, P/Q type, alpha 1A subunit, b
Exons: 47
Coding region: 9-6293 (2094 amino acids)
Biological process (GO): calcium ion import across plasma membrane; chemical synaptic transmission
Cellular component (GO): membrane; voltage-gated calcium channel complex; neuronal cell body
Molecular function (GO): high voltage-gated calcium channel activity
Source: RefSeq, a predicted model, not a curated record